AUGAAGAAACUUCUGUUGAUUGAUGCUGAUUGUGGUGUUGAUGAUGCUCAAGCUAUAAUGAUGGCUCUUGCAAAUCCCAGUGUAGAAGUCCUGGGGAUUACUUGCACUUAUGGGAACAACCUGUUGGAAAAUACAUCUAGAAAUGUGCUGCGUGUGUUGCAAGUUUGUAAUAAGCUUGAGAUUCCAGUUUAUCCUGGUGCUCCUGCUCCUCUACUUGGUGGACCUGUUACAGGGGCACUGUUUCAUGGUAAAGAUGGAUUGGGUGAUGUUCCUGAUCCAAAUGCCCCAGGAACAGAACUUCUGCAGAAAGAAAAUGCUGUGACUGCAAUAUUAAGAAUAGUCAAUGAGCGACCAGGUCAGGUAUCUCUGGUUGCUCUUGGUCCACUGACGAAUAUAGCACUAGCAGUGAAAAUGGACCCAUUACUUCCCAAGAAACUUAAAAAUUUGUUCAUCAUGGGAGGAAAUACUGAAUCCAGAGGAAAUAUUAAAGUGUGUGGAGAAUUCAAUUUUGCAACUGAUCCUGAAGCUGCCUACAUUGUCUUAAAUGAGUACACCUGCCCAAUGUAUAUUGCAGCCUGGGAGUUCACCUGUGCCUGCUCGCUGCCCUGGGAAUUCUACCAUGAAUGGGUGAAUCAGAAUACCGAGAAAGCCAGGUUCAUGAAGAAAAUAUUUGCUCAUUCUUUAAAAAUGGCAAAACCUGACUUAGGCUUUGUUUCUUGCGACUCUUACGCUAUGGCUGCUGCCAUUGAUGAAAACUUUGUCACAGAAGUCACAAUAAUUGGCGUAAGUGUUGAGCUCAGUGGCUCUCUAACUAGAGGAAUGAUGGUAAUGGAUUGGUCUGACCAUCUGAAAAAGGAACACAAAGCAUUUGUAAUGAAAAACUGUGAUUUAGGGAAAUUCCAGGCACUUAUGAUGGAUGCUUUGAAAUAAAAUGGGCUUAUUUAACAUAAUAUUUAUGUUAAGUUACUGCUGCUGGGCAAACCAAGGUUUGCCUGAAACACUAUAAUAGCUACCCAUGCAGAGGUUCUAAUUAAAUUCUUUAAUUGUUCUGAAGAAUAAAAUAAUCUUUUAACAUUUUUGCCAGCAUGAAAGAUAUACAUUGAACUUCUUUUUCUCUUCCUUUGCACUACAAUUGAUUGAAUCCUGUUCACUGAGUCAUCUAUAGUCAUGAACUCUUCAAGAUGAUAAGAAUUAUGCAUCCUUAGGUAUUAUUUAUGAAGGGAUCCUUUGAGCAAACAGUAUAAAUUUAAAAAUAAAUAAAAUAAUGUCUCCAACAUGAUGUCUGUCUUCCCCCUUCUCUGACGCUCUACCAGAUGUUGAUACAGGCACAAUUUAUAUUAUGUGUUUCUUAAAAAUGUGUGCCAAAACCCCUUCAUAAAUCUAAAAAUAAUUAAUAUGGUCAAUUUUAAUGGAGAUAUAGUAUUUGGUUUUGGUUUAAAACAUUCACUUAUAAUUAAUAAUUUAUAAAAGCUUUCUUAAAAGAGCAGAUAAUAAAUAGCAGUUAAUCCCUUGAUAUGUUCACAUUAUUUCAUUUGGUACAAGUUAGAAACAAGGAUAGUGUAGAAAAUGAUGCUGCAUAUUCAUAGUGACAUUGCCACAGAUAUCUUCCUGUGGUGAGAUUAGACUAGCAAAUAGGACCGACAUUCUAAAGCAAGUUGUCCCUUCUGUUCAAGACUUGGGUAGAUGAACCCAAGUCUUGUGUGUGUGUGUGUGUGUGUGUGUGUGUGUGUGUUACUGUUCCAGUGAGCAGGAUCCUUCUGAUUCCAUAUGUAUAAUUGGAUGCCAUUUUUAGUGUACUACUUGGUAUAUAACUGCUUGUAUUAUAGUUGUCUUCUGCUUCUAGUGAGCUAAUUGAUAUUUUUAAUAACUGCCAUUGGUAUGAGAAGCAUAACUUACUUUAAAACUAAUAACUGUUAAUAAAACAAUGGCAAAAUUACUGUAUACUUUUCUUAUGCACUUUUGCAAUUAUUAUGCUGAUAUUAUAGAAAACAGUCAACAAGAGGUAAUGUAAUUAUUUGCUGUAAUUAUUUGUAGAACUAUUAUGUUAAGGUGAAUGUUGUUAUGACCUAAGGCAUAAAUUUCAAGCUAAUCAAGGUAUACCAACAGAAAAUGUGAAAGAUCCCAUUUGCUCAAAGAACUCCUUUGUUUGAAAUAAUUGCUCUUUCCCUACGCAAUAUGAUUUGUGCUCAUUUAGCAGAAUAUGCCAAAUCUAUCACUUACUAAAAUCCUUUCCAGUCCCACUAUAUCCAAGAAACUGUGGUGGCGCCAGGUCCCAUAGAUCCCUAUCAGGACACUGCCCUUCUGGUGGGGAGGGCCUGGAUGCAUUCCUCACUUUGUAACCCUUUUCCUGUUGCAUGCCUAUCCUGUACUUCGAUUUACCAUCCUGGGAAUGCAAAGGGGAAGGGAAUGGCUAGAGGGCCCUCUGUUUUACCUCAGCACUGGAGCCUCCAGCAAGCAAUGUGUGAGAACAACUUCUUAUCACCUUCUCAGCCUGAGGUUCUCAACACAACUUUGCACCUGUGGAUUGGCUUGCCCUGUACUGGACUGAGAGAGUGUGUGUGACUCUCUCUUUUAAUCUAACAGAAAUGUCUGGGAAUCCUCAGAUCCUGCCUUCUCUUUAUUGCUAUCACUUUGUCCCAAUAAAAGUU
Pseudonaja textilis is the source of this 2648-nucleotide messenger RNA. RefSeq names its product inosine-uridine preferring nucleoside hydrolase-like. Gene Ontology annotation, molecular function: hydrolase activity, hydrolyzing N-glycosyl compounds. Lineage: Eukaryota; Metazoa; Chordata; Lepidosauria; Squamata; Elapidae. The record is from RefSeq and is a predicted model, not a curated record.